AUGAGUAACCAUCCCAGAGUUCUAGCUAUAGCGGCAAGUAAUUCGUUUAAAUUACUUUUAGACUGUGGACUAUAUUUUUUUAAUGAUGAUGAUGAUAAUGAUAAUGACGAGGAUUUAACCUGUGAGAAAGAGGUUCCAAUCAGGAUCAAAAACUACAUAGAAAAUGUUGUUGUUCAUUAUUCAGAUAAUGUAUUUCAAAGCCAUUUUAGAUUAUCCAGAUCGGUGUUUUAUAAUACUCUAAUACCCAUGAUAGAAAUAAGUCAAAACAACACAACCGAUAGAGCAAAAAAAACAGGAAGACCAGAAAUUCCCAUUGAAAAACAGUUAUUGUCAGUCCUUUGGAUACUUGCCACUCCAGAUUCGUAUAGAUCAGUCGGAGAAAAGUUUGAUAUGGGCAAAUCAUCACUGUCAGUAUCAUUUUUCAGAAUUAUUAAUUUAAUAAUAAUGAAUGCUUCCAAUGUUAUAAUUUGGCCUCACGGAGAAGAGUUGGAACGGCAAAAAGAAUUGUUUUUUCGUAUGGCAAGUAUCCCAAAUGUCAUUGGAGCUGUAGAUGGUACUUUGAUUCCCAUAAAGGCGCCAAAAGAAGACCCAGAAGUGUAUGUAACACGAAAAUGCAAUUAUGCAAUUACCUUGCAAGCAAUUACAAAUGCCGAACUAAAAUUUACCGAUGUUUUUGUUGGCUAUCCGGGUUCUGUGAGCGACACUCGUAUAUUUCGAAAUUCAGACAUAUAUGUGAAUAUUAUGAAAAAUGAAAAAUUUUAUUUUCCAAAUGACGAGCAUAUCUUAGGCGAUAAAGCAUAUCCUCCUCUUACAUGGUGUGUUGAACCAUACAUUAACAGGGGUCGUCUGACUGAAGCUCAAAAAAACUUCAACUUCAACAUUUCUAGAACUAGACAAACUGUAGAACGGUCGUUUGCUUUAUUUUUUGGUAGAUUUAGACGGUUUAAAUACCUAGAUAUGUCAAGGACUGAUUUCAUCCCAUCCACGGUUCUGGCAGCAUGUAUAUUACAUAAUUUGUGUUUAAAAAACAAGUCAAAUGUUAAUGUAAAUGACUAUAUUGAAGAAGGGAUGAAUUUUUUGAGAGACCAAAGAACUGAAUGUUUAAAUCCUGCAAGAGAAUCAUCAGAAGAUCACUGCCGCACAGAUGGAAAAUUAAAAAGAGAUACAAUGUGUGAACUUUACAAUGCUUAA
Molecule: messenger RNA, 1191 nt
Organism: Macrosiphum euphorbiae (potato aphid)
Lineage: Eukaryota; Metazoa; Arthropoda; Insecta; Hemiptera; Aphididae
Source: the annotation of a GenBank genome assembly